AUGAAGUACACCGCACUUACAGCGGCGACCGCUGCUUUGGUCGCAACGGCCGCCGCCGGAGGGUAUGGCCAGCAUGACGGACGAGCCUGGACGCCUGCCACCCGGACACAACCACCUGUCGCCGGUUUCACUCUCCGGCCAACACUGGCACCGCGUGCGCCACGCAGGGGACUUGCUCUCCGCGAGGACGACGACGAUGAUGACGACGACGACGAUAACCGGGCGGGAAAAAUUACACGCGGCUCCGUGACGUCGUCGGCGACGGCGACUGGGAGCGGGGGCGGGGGCCGUUCGGCUACCAUGACGGGACGGCCGGCGAAUACUUGUGGCUGGGACAGGAAUGGCGGUGGCUUCUAUGCGUGCGCCGAUUCGCGCGCCUCCUGUCAAUACACCAAUGGCGUCGCAGGGUGCUGCUCCGGGGAUGGCUGCAAGAAGAUUCCGAAAACGUGUGUCGCGCGGGGGAGCAAUUGCGACUCGGACAACGACGGUGGAACACUGUGCUGCGGCCGCACUUCCGCCCCGGCAUGCUUUACGUGGCUCAUCUCGACCUCGUCGGCCGGCAAGCAGGAAACCUACUCCAUGUUUGGCUGCACCGACAAGCCCGGGACCGACACACUCCUCCCUACAGACCCAGCCGGCAGCAGCGGCGGGGGCGGCGGGGGCGGGGGGAAGACUAACACCGGCGUCAUCGUUGGCGGCGUCAUCGGAGGCAUCAUCGCGCUUCUUCUCAUCGUCUUGUUCAUCUGGUACGUCGUGAGACAGCGGCGGAGGGGCCGGGCCGAGGACGAGAAAGCGACCCGCAGCCUGCGUAACUCGCAGCUGUCACGCGGCGUCGCGUGGGUCGAGGGCCAAGACUCGCCUGAAGACGGCGAAAAGAAGUAUUCUACGUACGGUGCCGAGCAGGCGACUGCCGCCGUGCCGCGACGAAGACCAGUUGGCAGCGGGGGUCGCUCGUCGGUCGCGACGACCGUGGCAGACGGUGACGGCACCGGCUCCCCGAACGGGCAGGUGACGUACUCGGUAUCAAGCGCCAGCAUGACCGGCAGUCAGGCCGGGACGGGUGUCGUUUCUAGCGUGUCUCCCGCUCCACCGCCGCUUGACGGCGUCGUGGAAGCUCCUGAUACGGCUGUGGUGCACGGGGGCGGCCCUGGCGCGCCGGUUGAGGUGGCGGGGACGUCGGUGACGAGAAACAUGAUGCAGAACAGAGCAGAGCUUCCGUAG
Cordyceps fumosorosea ARSEF 2679 is the source of this 1221-nucleotide messenger RNA. RefSeq lists its product as hypothetical. The transcript has 3 exons. The record is from RefSeq and is a predicted model, not a curated record. Bases 1 to 1221 code for a protein of 406 amino acids. NCBI's taxonomy places the organism in Eukaryota, Fungi, Ascomycota, Sordariomycetes, Hypocreales, Cordycipitaceae.